CGCUUUGUGAGAACCGUUAGCUCAAAUUAGCUUGAUUAGCUACGUGUUCGGCGAAAGAAUGUUUUGUCUUUUAGAGUAACGAACAGAUUCACUUCUUGAAUUUUAAAUCUCUCUUUCUUUUAGUGGGUUAUUUGCCUCUUUACAGCCACUAUCGGCAGCGAUGGCGAGCCGCGUCUCUUUUCACACACAGCUCUCGUCCAUCAUGGAGACGAUGGCCAGGUCUGCCCUGAGUCAGGUCUGCAAACUGGUGGAUGAGGACUCGGGGGAGCUGCGGCUGGAGCUGUCGCGGCUCCUGAUUGCGAAUUCAGCCCUGGAGGAGAAAGUGAACAGCCUGGAGUGUGAGCUGACGAUCGUAAGAAGCGACGCCCCCAAGUUGUGUAAAAGUUAUCGCAGCGUAGGUGUGCAGACUGUCUGUCACAAAGACGGAGAGGACCAGGCAUCUGAGCCUCUCACUAUAGAGGGGAUCUUUGGGAAAGAUUGGUGUAUGAACCUGUGGAAAGACAGAGACCCUUACAGUCUGCCGAGAUUCACUGACUCUCCACAGUCUCCUGAUAAGUCUGUAGCAACACUAUCUGACCACUUUACUGUGACUGAGAUUAAAGAGGAGGAUUAUAUGGAGGAUGCUGCUAGUAGCUGCCAGCAGGAAACACUCAGUGCUCAAGAACAUGAAGAAAACGAUGCUGAGGAACCGGAGCAACUGUCACUUGGUUACUCGGUCGAUGGCAGCUCUUGUAGCCUGUCAUUUGAUCCGGAUGGAGGACAAGUUGUGUCUGCAGGUGGUAUUGAAGAACAAUCUGUGCAGCUGCUAUCAAUCAAUGAUGCAGAAGAUGCCUUCAGCACUCAUAUCAUUCCAAUCGAAGAGGAUGAUGAUGAUGAUGACGAGGAUGAUGAUGAUGUACAGUUUGUUCAAGAAAGUCAGCAGGAGCCAACAAUGAACACUGCGGUUGGGCCCAGCCACGACGAGCAGCAAACAUCAACAGUAGACAACACUGAAAACUGCGCCACUCUGGAUAAAGAUUCACAUGCAGACUUUAAUAUUCUUAAUGCAGGAACUGCCAGAGGUCGAAGCACAAACAAAUUUACCUGUCAAAUAUGUAGCAGGACAUUCUUUCACAAGGGCACGCUAACACACCACAUGAAGUCACACAGGUCAAACUUCUGCAGCAUUUGUAAGCAGCAUUUCCCUUACAGGAACAAGUUACACUUGCACCGCUGUGUGCCUCCAGUUCCCUCUGAAAGAGUCAGCCAUUCUUGUGAGUUUUGCGGGAAGACGUUUGCCAACCCCUCUGCACUGAGGAUUCACUACGUCGUCCACACCGGAGAGAAACCCUACAGUUGCAACAUGUGUGGGAAAGGGUUUACCCAGAAAGGCAAUCUGAAAUGUCACCUACGCAUCCACACUGGCGAGAGACCAUUCCGCUGUGCUAAAUGUGGGAAGACUUUCACGCAAAAGGUGAACCUCAACCAUCAUUUAAUGUCUCACAUAAAUCGUGAGGUUGUAGGAGACCAGCCCAAUGCUAGGAGACAUCUUAAAAACUUGAUGACUGAAAGCUGUCAGUGACAGACUGUGUCAAAAGAUCAAGUAGCUUUAUUCAUUAGAAUGCACCAUGUACUGCUUCUCACUUUAGUGUAAGGGUAGUUAAUGUCAUGUUUGUAAUGUCUGUAGUGUAGUGCUUAAACAAUAUGGAAUGUUUUUGUUAGUUGUCUUUUCAUUUUUGCACUUCAAUGUUUCAGUUGCUCUGUCUUUACAAUAAAACAGUCAUGAAUGUUCA
Amphiprion ocellaris (clown anemonefish) is the source of this 1772-nucleotide messenger RNA. Its product is annotated as oocyte zinc finger protein XlCOF29-like. Bases 161 to 1561 code for a protein of 466 amino acids. The record is from RefSeq and is a predicted model, not a curated record. Gene Ontology annotation, biological process: regulation of transcription by RNA polymerase II. Gene Ontology annotation, molecular function: RNA polymerase II cis-regulatory region sequence-specific DNA binding; DNA-binding transcription factor activity. Lineage: Eukaryota; Metazoa; Chordata; Actinopteri; Pomacentridae. The transcript has 4 exons.